Molecule: messenger RNA, 576 nt
Organism: Aureobasidium namibiae CBS 147.97
Lineage: Eukaryota; Fungi; Ascomycota; Dothideomycetes; Dothideales; Saccotheciaceae
Exons: 2
Coding region: 1-576 (191 amino acids)
Source: RefSeq, a predicted model, not a curated record
AUGCGUUCAUCAAACUUCCUUUUCGCCGGCCUCGUCGCAGUGGCAUAUGCCCAGAUCGACGCCAGCAUUAUCGCUGAGAUCCCUUCUUGCGCAACCGGCCCCUUGGUCUCUGGCAUCUCGGGCUCGGGCUGCCAAAUCACAGACUCAGCCUGUAUCUGCGGAAACGCAAAGCUCAUCUCUGACCUCCAAACCGCCGUCAAGGCUCAAUGCAGUGAAGCUGAUCUAGCCAAGGCUCUCGCAGUAACCUCCCAGAUCUGUCCUCAAGCUACAGCCGCCCCGGCAGCCGCUGCCGCAUCCUCAGCCUCUGAAGCCGCUACCUCUGCUGCGGCAGCCGCAUCUUCCGUCUCUUCUGUCGCGGCUACCGCUGCCAUCACUACUGACCCUUCGCCUGUGACUACUGCACCUUCCAUGGGUACUGGUAGUGCAAUGAUCAAUUACACUGCCACAACUGGAGAUUACACUCCUCCUGCCACACCUACGGUUACCCCUAGUACUGGUGCUGGUGCAAAGAGCUUUGCGCUGGGCUCAAUGGUCAUGGGGAUGGGUGUUUUGGGUAUGAUGUUUGCUGGCCUUUAG